Messenger RNA from Porites lobata, 4109 nucleotides. The record is from the annotation of a GenBank genome assembly. Lineage: Eukaryota; Metazoa; Cnidaria; Anthozoa; Scleractinia; Poritidae.
AUGUUGAGUCAUCCGUUUUCUACAUUAACCGAUUGGUUAGGCGCCUGUUAGUUAAGCUUGGUGACAAAAUUUUAUGAGCAAUCUUUGGCUAUUUUUUUUGUUUUCGGGCAUGCGCAGGGAUCAAUUUGUUUUUAAACAAAUAGUGUUCUGAAGCUUUUAAGCUUCAUUUAUGACAUACAGCCCUUAAACGUUCUCGUGGCCAACGGCGAAGUGGCUGCUUUAAAGCUCUCAAAUAGGAACGAAUACCACAUAAACCGGUUAAAUUAAAUACUUGCAGUCUUUUGUUAGCCUACUUUUCGUUAAAAAAUUGGCUUAUUAUGUAAGUAUUGAGUGAUUAAUACUUUCGUGCAUAGAUGUUUGUUUGUACGUGCAGAUUGUGUAAACAGAAAAUGACAUUUUUUUACUUGAAAAAGUUUGCAUAUGCAUGGGAACAUUUGAAUGCACGUUUUUUGUUCUGGAAUUUACGUUUAUGACCCCCCUUGGGUUCUUGUAAUCAAAUUGCGCUUGCCAAGGUUCGAACACGCCCACUUGAACUGCCGAAUAUAAUUCACAUGAGUUGGUGGACAGUUCUGACGUCUUCGUGUGCAGAGCAACCGACCUUUAUGGGUCAACGAAGACGAAGAAGUCUGGAAUUGAUAAUCCAAAUAAUAAAGUUUUCGUGACUUGUAUAAACACUUGCGUAAUGCAUAGUGGGUUAAACCCUCUUCAUUAAGACAAUUGCUUGUCAGAUAAACUUGUCAAAUUUUAAAUGAAGCUUACAAAAUUAUCAGUUUAAAAGCUCUCCAUUGUCAUCCCACGGGGAGCCUUAUUCAAUACUUAGGUUAAAUUUCCUCGUUGAAGUCUCUCAGGAAAUUGUUAAAGGGUGGAGAUGGCAGUUGGAUUAGUUGCGUGAGGAUAUUAAUGUUGUUCGUUUAGUUGUGGUUAAGGAUGCUAAAUUGUGGAACUUCCUGUUCUUGGAAGGCUAACAAAGUUGCUUUUAAUUCCAAAUGUUUACCGAGCGUGGCACAUGUUAGCAGAUUUAUGUGGGUGAAUCUGUGGAGCGGAAAGUAGAGUCACGUCUACUCUGGAGUUAUUAAGGAUACUGCGAUCAGAUAUAUAAACCAAACCGCAAAAAAAAUUCUUGGUAACUGCGUUGGGCAUAACUAAGUGGACAUUUAGAUCUUUCAGUUCAGCUGUUCAUUGCUGGUGAGUAAAAACACUAAAAUUUCACACCUCACUCGGAACACUUUCUGAUUUGAGAGGGCAAUCUGAAAUUUAUCUAUUUAAUUUAUCCUUGUUAUCUCGCCUUCAGCAAGAUGGAAGAAGUAUGGUUGAAAAAAAAAUCGAAACUCAAUGGUAUCCAUUAGCUUACUUAUAAGUCGCCUUUCCUAAGCAUGCUGCCACACUCCAGGCUAUUUUAGGGCAAUUCAGACUCUUUGGCCUUCACAGUACCUCUGAUAGCGAUCAAUAUCCACUCAUUUAAAGUUUCGUCAAGUAUGGCAUUCUUUUUAAUAAGCCUGUUUUAUAUGGUACAUUGUAUUUUAAGUUCACCAAAACACGUUUUCGCAUGGAUGUAUCAUUGCUUAAUUUGCACAUUAAUUUUAUGAGGGUCUUAAUGUCCUCUUUGAAACACCUGAAAAUCUACGUCAGUCAGUUUUUAUUAUUUAUCUUCAGAUAUCUCUCCAACAGUGUCUCAACUCUUGCUAAAGACGCAUUGCAAGAGGAAGUCUGUUUCGUGUCUUAAUGUUGAUUCUGUGGUGUUAAUGGUUUUGUAAUACAAGCAUAAACUGACAAACCACAUCAUGGUAAAAACAAUCAUUUUUAAAAUCACGUCAUCCCAUUGGCUCGUCAGUGAAUUAUGAUAUUACUGACACUGUAAAAAUCAGAUGGACGAAAACCGUAUUAAAACAAAAUCGCUUUUACAACAAACAAUGGCUUUCUUUUCAUUUCUUAAAAGUCACAAAUUGCAAAAUGUUACUUAAAAUAACCAUGGAAAAUAUAUUUAGUUUGCAAAUAUUGGGCCUUGUUGUUUAAAGCGAGCUAAAAGACACGUGUUCUAAAGACCGAAAAAAGAAAAAGAAUUUGUCAUUUUUUUGCGCAGUAAGCAGCUGCCAGUAAUGAUUUGAGCGAUCUUUUUAGUUCAAUCGCUUUAGUUAAUAUAAAUAUUCAAAACAAUAAAAGCAAAGUUUUCUUUAGAAAUAUACUCUCCGGAAAAAAAUAGUCUAGACGAGGUGAGGACACGGACUGUAGCUCUCAGAUUAAAUUUGAAAUACUCUUAAAUAUAGAUAGUAUAAGAAACGGAAAUCCGUUCGUUGUAUUAAGCUCAGUUGUAGGAAAAUUGGCUACCGCUAAAAUAUCUCUGGCUGAUACCUGAACGAAUAUUAACAAUUUUUGGCCUCUUUAAGCUCUCGUCGUGGACUAAAAAGCACCUUAACUAAGAUUUUUAAUGUCUUUUUAUUGAUUACUUAACUUUUUAUCUCCGCAUGAUUACAAAUGAACUUUAGUGAUUAAAAGUUCUUAUUGCAACCUACCUCGGUGUUGUGUUCGUUUUAGUCCAUUUAUAUCAGCGACUCGUUAGCUGGAUUAUUAGAAUUCCUGCGCUUAAUUAUUUUCAUCCCCUUCAUAGGUAAGUCAAGCAUGCAGAAGUGUAUUGGGCUAGUCAGAAAUCUUUCGUUAUAUCUAUAUCAUUUGAAUAUAAAAACUAUUUGAAUACAGUAUGACGUAGAACUAGCAGUGUUUUUGUCCAUUCUACGGCGAUUUGUAUUCCGUGAAUUGAAGAACAAAUUUUUUGAUACCAACUUGGCGUGGUUAAAAAAACCUCCCGUUUAUUUUCUACCUCGCAUUCUAGGUCGAGUCUGAAGGUCGCUAAUAUUGAUCUUAAUUAAGACUUUCAUAUAGAUAGUAUAUUCAGACUCUUAAUUAGUUAUCUAUCCUACUCACGAAUACUGAGGUUGGAUUCCAAAGUAUUACUGACGUACUAUUUCAUAGAUGGAACUCAAAAUUUCAAAAUCAAAUAUAGUUCAGAUCAAGGUAACUACAGAUCUAGAGUUUGAUAUUUUCUAUUUUUUUUUCUCAGCUCACUAUCAGGAGCACACAGCAUGCCUUGGUACGAUGAUGAUGAAAAUUUUGAGCAGGAACCUCUUUACAAACCACUGUUUCAAGCUGGGCCUUGCACGGAUUUUCGAGAAAAGAACCCUUAUAUGUGCACCCUAGGGAUAAGGAUCCCUUAUGAGCAGGAACAGGAAUUGAAGUCACUCUACAGCCCCUUGCUACAAUGGAUCGACCCCGCAUUCCAGCUGAUACAAAUCGACCAACAACACAAAGGUGCCGUUGUUUUGUCGCACGAACAGGAUCACCUGACAAAUAUAAUCGAAGACACGUACACCAGUGAGCAUUUAACCACUCAGUCUCUGAGCGUUGUGUUGUUUUUACGCGAGGAGACAAAGUAUCAACUGAACGCUCGAUUUGCAAAAGACUACUUAGAAUGCCCUCCUUGGGUUUUCCACCAUAAGAUCGAACUGGCCAGCCGCACAACCUUGCGUUCUGUAGCUCGGCAAGAUUAUUACGAGUCUUCUCCAGACCUCCCUCUCUGGACUGUUUGCUCAGUUCACUACGGAAACGAGCAACUGAGAUUUAAUAUUUUUGUGAGAGAUUUUCAAGAAAUGAAAGAGUUUUACAGUGUGCUAACAGGAACUGAACCAAGCGCAUGCAAACCAGGAUUCUGCACAUUUGAUCUUUAUUCUCAGCCUGGUCUAGAUAUAAAGCUAUCUUUGAAGUACUCGCCUCGUUUACAGCCUUAUCCGCCAAAGCAAAGCCUGCUUAAGUUCAAUGUGCCUUACAUUCUAGACAUUAAAGAGAGGCUCAACCUAAUUUUGACGCCAUACGGGAACAAUAGGUGGCUGACACGUGAUCCCGAUGGUAACGAUAUCGUUUUGUCCCGUCGCGAAAGUGAAUGGUGUGAUGAGUGUCUCGGCGAGGAACAGUUUACAGAGGUGUCUGAUAGUGGACAGUGGAGCGAGACACCCAGUGAGGACUCUUCGUGGGAGAUGUGCAGUGUUACGGACAGUGACGAUUUCUCGUGCGAGAGCGGCUGUGACUCUCUCUCGGACUGUGGCUGGAUAACCGUUUAA